This is a messenger RNA of Pungitius pungitius (ninespine stickleback), 4453 nucleotides long. It is a transcript of the gene arhgef18a, whose product is annotated as rho/rac guanine nucleotide exchange factor (GEF) 18a. The transcript has 21 exons. Lineage: Eukaryota; Metazoa; Chordata; Actinopteri; Perciformes; Gasterosteidae. The record is from RefSeq and is a predicted model, not a curated record. Gene Ontology annotation, biological process: regulation of Rho protein signal transduction. Gene Ontology annotation, cellular component: plasma membrane. The coding region runs from base 692 to 3700 and encodes 1002 amino acids. Gene Ontology annotation, molecular function: guanyl-nucleotide exchange factor activity.
CACAAUAUCCACCACAUCAACGUGAGUUUCUCUUCCGCCUCCGCUGUCAGGAUAACAUAAGAUAAGAUAACUCUCUCCCAGCGCCUGUUGCACUCAUGGACUAAUGGAAGAAGGGCUGCAUUCCGACGCUCCCUCUCCAUACGCCUGGAUCACCUCAUGCACGCUGCGUCAAAGGGAGUGAGGACAACGCAGGUUUAAGCAACACCCUAAGAAAAGCUUUUUUUUUAUUUUUGCAUAAAUAAAAAGCUUAACGCAAGCUGGUUUCCACACAGCUGGAGGUGACGUCGCAGUUUCUUAAAGAGAAAACUAAUUCAUACAUUUGGCGGCCUGUCAGUCUGGAUGAGCUCGCGUCGCACUGAACUGAACCAUUUCCCACAAUGCUUAGGGAGGGAAGGAGGGUUCCUGCCGAGGAGGCCAGGAUUACUUUGUUUUUAACUCCCUCCCCCGGCACCUCUCCAUUAUUACGACUGAGUGCGCUUGUUCCUCCCGAUGCUUCCUCGCCGCCUCUCCCUUUGAGCGGAACUUGUUGAAAAAUAUCCAACUAACGUAUUCCCUCCGUUCCCAUCUCGCCUUUCGCCCUGGAAAUAAACACGAGAGCUGCCCGCUGCUGCUUAAUUUCACCACCGGCUCUGGGGAGAGGAUUUCUCCCCCAGCAUCCCAUGGCGUCCCUGCCUGCAUCCUCAGUCCAGGCAUGACCGUCACUGCCAGAAAACACAGUGAUCAGCCUGGUUCCUCCUCUUUCAACAACACCGUCCGCAAGUUGCUUAUUCACUUGAUAGAAAUAAGUCUUACAAAACCAGAUUCAGAGCCGUCUGAUGGCCAACAUUCCAAGUCUGAUGGAAGCUACAACGCUGUAUUGAAUGCCAACAAGAUCUCCAGCCCCAUGCAGAUGGAUGAGGCCGAAAGCCUGCGGUUGAGGAACGUCCCUGAGGACUCUGUGUCGCAGGCUUUCUCUUUGAAUGAGCCCAUCGACCUAGAAGAUUCUCAUUAUGCGGGGCUGAGAGCGCAGCUGGAGGCCGACCAACAGAACCUGGAGGCGCAGUCGUGGGGCGUGUCUGUGGACCAGAGCUACCUGAAGGCCCUGACCAAAGAGGCUGUUAAGAGACAGGAAGUCAUCUAUGAGUUGAUCCAGACGGAGAUGCACCAUGUGCGCACCUUAAAAAUCCUCUUCUAUGUCUACAUCCAUGAGUUGAAGCAGUCUUCGCUGAUAGAGGAGGGCAGGCUCGAGAGGCUCUUCCUUGUGGUGGAACACCUGCUCGCCCUCCAUCAGCACUUCCUCAACUGCCUCAAAGUGCUCAAACACCAAAGUCACGAGGAAGGAAGCCCGCACAACUACCAGAUCACGCAGCUGGGAAAUGUACUCAUCUCUCAGUUUUCAGGUGAGCUGGGAGAAAGAAUGAUGAGUCUUUACAGUGUAUUUUGCAGUAAUCACACUGGAGCCGUCAGCCUCUACAAAGAUCAGCUGCAGAAUAAUAAGAAAAUGCAGAUUCUCAUUAGGAAAAUAGGUCAGCUUCCCCUUGUGCGACGGUUGGGAGUCCCUGAGUGUUUCCUUUUGGUGACUCAACGCAUCACAAAGUACCCCAUCCUGGUGGAGCGAAUCAUACAGAACACCGAAGCCGACACAGACGAGUACGAGUCUCUGGUCCAGGGCCUCGCGCUGAUCAAAGACACCAUCUCGCAGGUGAACGCUCAGGUCAGUGAGUACGAGAAAGCCACUCGCCUGCGAGAGAUCGCUCUUCGCCUGGAGCCGAAAUCUCAGGGACGGAUGAAGGACGGCGUGCUGCUCCGCCGGGAGGACCUGGUCCAGGGAAACAGGACGCUGAUGCACGAAGGCCCCGUCACCUGGAAGUCCUCUGGGAGGCAGAAAGAAAUCCAUGCUGUGCUGCUGUCAGACAUGCUCCUCCUCUUACAAGAGAAGGAUCAGAAGCUGGUGUUUGCUGCUGUGGAGACCAAACCACCAGUGAUCUCCCUUCAGAGGCUGAUCGUUAGGGAGGUGGCUCACAAGGACAAUGCCAUGUACCUUAUUUCUGAAUGCAACACUAGCAUGCCGGAGAUGUACGAGAUCCACACGCGCUCCAGCGAGGAAUGCAUCACAUGGAUGGCGCUGAUACGACAAGCUGUGAACUGCUAUUCAGAAGAGGAGGUGUACCUUAAACUGACUACUACACUGCAACAAUUUGAAGCCAGUCUGAGGAUGAGGGAUCAGCUGAUAAUGCAGAGUCUGACAGAGAAGCAGCAGCUCUUUGCUGCUCUCUAUGAGACAAUCACGGAGCAGGAAACCCCCCACAAAGGACUGCUGCUGCGAGGAGACACCUCUGACCUGCACAAGGGGACAACACUGCUCCGAGGAGCCAUCGAUGAGGUUGAAAACCUGCAGAGCCUGCUCUUCGCAAGGAUUAAAGACCCAAACCUUCUUAUGGAUGAGAGUAAGACGCAGGAGGAACUGCUCUGCAAGGCCGAGACCAUCGGAGUGGCUGAUGAUGAAGAUGCAUCUAGCAGCAAGGACGGUCCCAUCACCAGUGACCCUCAGCUCCAGGAGAGUCCCGGCUCUGACAGCCAGGAACAGUCUGCCGACUACGAAGUACAGAUGUCAAACUGCGAGUUCACCUCCAGUCAUUUUUCUGAGGCAGAGGUGUGGGACAAGGUGAUACUGCUCGCACAGAGGCUGUACAGCUUAGAAGCAGUCAUCGCCCAGCAGGACAGCCAGAUUGAGCUGCUGCACACGUUUCAGACCAAGAGCAAGCAGCCCGCUCGCCAUAACAGCAGCAUGCUGCUGGAGCAGGAGAAGCAGCGCAACUCGGAGAAGGAGAAGGAGCAGCUCGCCAACCUGCACAAGCUGCAGGCCCAGCAUCGAGAGGAGCAGCAGCGCUGGGAGAAGGAGAAGGAGCAGCACAGGACGCAGAUCGAGACUCUCGAGACUCUGCUGCAACAGAGGGAGGAGGACUGCCGACAGUGGGAGGGGAAGCUCGCCGUAGAGAGGGAAGAGUUGGAGGCGCUGAAGAAAGGCUAUCAGGAGGACCUAGAGAGGCUGAGGGAGUCCACAAAAUCAGUGGACCGGGACAAGGAGCGUCUAAAUCAGGAGAGGGAGCGUCUUGAGCAGCUGCAGGAGAAAAUAAAGAAGAUCUACCCGGGAAACUAUGAUGAUCCUGCACAAUUCAGGAUUCUCUCCAGCCACCAGACCUUUAGGGGAAGCACCGUGAACGGAGGUGGGACCUUAACUCCGAAACGCCACUUGUUGCCCACAAAAGAAAUCCCUCCAAAGGUUCCACCACGCAGGCAGAGCAUGCUGGCCAAGGGCGAGCUGCCGAUCCACCUGAUCAGCACCACCAGCAAGGGGCAGAAACUCACGUCUGUGCAGCAGCAGAUCCCCACCAAGCUGGCUGUGCUGUCCAAGGAGAAGGGCCAUAAGAAGAAGUCCCACCAUAGAACGCAGAGUGCAGCCUCUAUAGACGUAAGCCAGGUGCUGCCCAUCCGAGUGACGGGGAAAGAAGGAGGAAGUCUGAGAACCCAAAGCAGCAGCAGCAGCAGCCGUCUCAGAAUCACCCAACCAGGUGCCUUCACCCCACCAGUAUCUGCCCACAGUGUGAAAACAUCUCAGUCCUUCAGCACAAACGGGAGGGACGAGGAUCCGCCACCACCGCCGCCUCCUUUUCCUCCAGAUAUCCUCACUCCGGUCAAAGAGAAGGUAACGUUCCUUUAACCACAGACUUCAGCCUGGAGUUCCGAUGAGGCCUUCACAAAGACUUUUACACUUGGACGGACGGACGGACAUGGGACGUGACCUCAUGACACGCAUCGUGAAGAGGACCGUUCGUAUUUUGAGAUUUUAUCACCAGCUCUUUGUGUUCAGAUUAUAAAUUGGGAAAUACUGAUGGACAUGAUUUAUAGAUGUACAUUUGUCUAAGAGAUUAAAAAAAAAUGUUAAAAGCUGGAACGAAAUGGACAUUGGGGAAGAUGAUAUUUUAAAUGGAGAUGUUAGAAGACCUUCAUUUGCCAAAGUUAUUUUUCUAUAAUUUUAUUUUAAAUGAAAGUAUAUUGUAAGCAUUAGCACUUGUGUCUUACUCUGUUGCAUUCUUUUAAAUGUAAUGAGUGAUGAAUACAGAAUGCUUAAACAGGGAGAGACAAACGUUUUAUUUCAGAAUCGAUCAGAUGAUUUUAUUCUGCUGUGUCUUUUAAUCAAAUAAUCAAUUGAUGGAGUUUCACUUUGGAUAUAAGCUAAAGUUAUAAAUCCUGUCGCCUCUUUUGUUGUCUUGUUGACAGACGACAGUGACAGAAGGUGCUUUCAGUUCAGAUAACAGCUGGAAGAGUUGGAGAAUAGAAGAGAUUUCAGAGUGAAAUGACCUGUGCCAAGGUUUAACAUUCUGUUUAAUGCCCGCUGUCUCUUUUUGGUUCUAUUCAAAGUUUCAUCCAAGUCCCAACCAAUGGGUCUGGGAAUAAAAGCUGGUUGACUUGA